AUGACACGUCAUGAUCUUCAAGUUCUGGACACUAUUGAGACGACAGAUUACAUGAAAGGGGAGUUGUCGGAUGAUGAGUUGGAUAUCCCUCCCCAUAUGGUGCCACCGAACCCAGACGAUUCUGACAUUUUACCCUCCCAGGUACACCCCUCAUACCCUUACGGUAACCCGACCAAUAUAAAACAUCCAUCUGCAAGACCACGCCCGCCGUACGACCCAUCCUCCCGUGCCCUCUUUGAAGAUAUGGGUUAUGCGGGAGGUGGGAUAAAUGGCGCGUUACGCUGGAGGGAUCUAGCGUUGGAUGAACUUCUGCCAGUCGAUGAAGAAAAAGAAGAAACCAAAAGGGCUAUGCAAGCGAGGAAAAUGGCUAGCGGUGCCUCAACUCAUAAUCCACAACCCCAACAACAGCAUCAACAUCCCCCUAUGCCCCAGGACCAAACUAUUGAGGAAGACGAGGAGGAAGACGAGGAUAACGAUGAGAAUAAUCACGACGAGGACGAAGAAGAAGACGAAGACGAGGAAGAAGAAGAAAGUGACGGAGAAUGA
Laccaria bicolor S238N-H82 is the source of this 546-nucleotide messenger RNA. RefSeq lists its product as uncharacterized. The transcript has 3 exons. The record is from RefSeq and is a predicted model, not a curated record. The coding region runs from base 1 to 546 and encodes 181 amino acids. Lineage: Eukaryota; Fungi; Basidiomycota; Agaricomycetes; Agaricales; Hydnangiaceae.